UGGAUGGGCCCCAGAGAGGCAGGGACAGGGACAGGACGUGGGGCUGUAUCUGACAGGAACCUGAGGGGCUGGCCCGGGAGGGGAUUGGGGCCUGGCUUCCUGAAGGGAGGAUGGGCUGAGGCAGGCACAUAGUGCCGGAGAAGAUGCCCUCCUGGGCCCUCUUCAUGGUCACCUCCUGCCUCCUCCUGGCCCCCCAAAACCUGGCACAAGUCACCAGCCAAGAUGCCUCCUUACUGGCCUUGGACUCAGAGCCCCUGAACUGUUUCUCCCGAACAUUUGAAGACCUCACUUGCUUCUGGGAUGAGGAAGAGUCAGCACCCAGUGGGACAUACCAGCUGCUGUAUGCCUACCCAGGGGAGACGCCUCGUGCCUGCCCCCUGAGUUCCCAGAGUGUGCCCUUUGGAACCCGAUAUGUGUGCCAGUUUCCCACCCAGGAUGAAGUACGCCUCUUCUUUCCGCUGUACCUCUGGGUGAAGAAUGUGUUCCUGAACCAGACUACGACCAAGCGUGUGCUCUUUGUGGACAGCGUGGGCCUGCCAGCUCCCCCCAGCAUCAUCGAGGCCAAGGGUGGGAGCCAGCCAGGAGAACUUCAGGUCAGCUGGGAGUCCUCAGCUCCUGAAAUCAGUGAUUUCCUGAGGCAUGAACUCCGCUAUGGCCCCAAGGACUCCGAGAACUCCACUGGUCCCACAGUCAUGCAGCUGAUCACCACAGAAACCUGCUGCCCCACUGUGUGGGGGCCAAACUCAGCCCCUGCUCUGGACCAGCCUUCAUGUGCUCAGCCCACGAUACCCCGACAGGAUGGACCCAAGCAGACCUCCCCAACUAGAGAAGCUCCAUCUCUGACAGUGAUGCGGGGAAGCUGCCUCAUCUCAGGGCUCCAGCCUGGCCGCUCCUACUGGCUCCAGCUGCGCAGCCAACCUGACGGGGUCUCCCUCAGUGGCUCCUGGGGGUCCUGGUCCUUCCCUGUGACCGUGGACCUUCCUGCAGAUGCAGAGGCAAUUGGACUGCAAUGCUUUACCUUGGACCUAAAGAAUGUCACCUGUCAGUGGCAGCAACAGGAUAACGCUAGCUCCCAAGGCUUCUUCUACCACAGCAGGGUACGGUGCUGCCCCAGAGACAGGUACCCCAUCUGGGAGAAGUGUGAAGAGGAGAAAACAAAUCCAGGAUCACAGACCCCCCAGUUCUCGCAUUGCCACUUCCAGUCACGAAAUGACAGUGUUAUUCACAUUCUUGUGGAGAUGGCCACAGCCCAGGGUGCUGUUCACAGCUACCUGGGCUCCCCUUUCUGGAUCCACCAGGCUGGUAAGGACUUUCUUCCCACACAGUUCCCACCCCCACCAAAUCUGACCCUCUGCCCAGGAUCCCCAACUCCGACACUUCUGACCUGUGGCCCUGGUGGCAUGAUGCCACCCACAAAAGGGCUUAAACCAGUCCCUGCUGACAUCCCUACAGUGCUCAUCCCUACCCCAAGCUUGCACUGGAGGGAGGUCUCCAGUGGGCAGCUGGAAUUGGAGUGGCAGCACCCAUCAUCCUGGCCAGCCCAAGAGAUCUGCUAUCAGCUCCGAUACAUGGGAGAAGGCCAUCAGGACUGGAAGGUGCUGGAGCCGCCUCUUGGGGCCCGCAGAGGGACCCUGGAGCUGCGCCCCCGAUCUCGCUACCGUUUACAGCUGCGCGCCAGGCUCAACGGCCCCACCUACCACGGCCCCUGGAGCGCCUGGUCCGACCCAGCGAAGGUGGAGACCGCCUCCGAGACUGCCUGGAUCUCCUUGGUGACUGCUCUGCUCCUCGUGCUGGGCCUCAGCGCCCUUCUGGGCCUGCUGCUGCUGAGGUGGCAGUUCCCUGCGCACUACAGGACACUGAGGCAUGCCCUGUGGCCCUCACUUCCAGACCUGCACCGGGUCCUAGGCCAGUACCUUAGGGAUACUGCAGCCCUGAGUCCGCCUAAGGCCACGGUCUCAGAUACCUAUGAAGAAGUGGAACCCAGCCUCCUUGAAAUCCUACCUAAGUCUUCAGAGAGGAGCCCCUUGCCCCUGUAUUCCUCCCAGGCCCAGAUGGACUACCGAGGAUUGCAGCCUUCAUGCCUGGGGACCAUGCCCCUCUCUGUGUGCCCACCAGUGGCUGAGUCAGGGUCCUGCUGUACCACCCACAUCGCCAACCAUUCCUACCUACCACUAAGUUGUUGGCAGCAGCCCUAAGCACAGGUUUCUCGCCCCAGUACCCUGGACAGAUCUUGCUGUGAACCUCUCUACCCUCCCUAUCCCCAACAUAAACACCUGAGACCUCACCUCCAUCCCCCUCUGCCUACCCUCACAGUUGGGCUUCGUAGCACUGAUCUUCCUAUACUGCUGCUGACAUAAACUCAAGAGUUUUCUGCAGAGGCAGGCUUAUUUGACUAAGCUGCUCUAACUUUUACCUCUUUCUCUCUCCUCUUUAAUGCCAAACUCCUUGCAAACAAGUCUUGCAAGGAGUCUUACUUCCCCACUUCCUAUUUACUCCUCAGACUGUUUCAAUUAAUCCCCCCACUACUACAUUGCUAUUGAAACCGCCUAGGCAAAGUUCACCUCAAAUAUUCUAAUUGCAAGAUCCAAUAGGAUCUUGUUAAUCAUCAAUUUAUUUGAUCUCUCCGUGGCAUUUAUCAUGGUUGACUACUCAUUUCUCUUUUAAAUUCUCUGCUAACUUGACUUCUAUAACAUUACUUUCUCUCCUGGCUCUGCUCCUGCCCCUCUGAGUACACAAGCAGUUAAGAGGCAAAACUGUGGAGUCAGAGCUAAGUUCACUUCCUGUCUUUCACACUUGUUAGCUGUGCAGCCUUGGCAAACAACUUAGUGUCUGAGCCUUAGUUUUCUCAACUGUAGAACAGAGAUAAUAACAGUACCCCAUAGGGUCAGCAAGAGGAUGAUUAAAUGAGAUAAUAUAAGUAAAUCACAGUGCCUAGGGCAUAGUAAAUGCUUAAUAUAUCUGAAACUCCUGUUGUAAUUAUUUCUUCUUUUUUUUUCUUUUUUUAAGUUAGGUUUCCACACAUAGCAUUGAUUUUCUUAAUCUCCUAGUCUGAUUUCUUCUGCCUUAAUUAUUGUAGACCCUCAAGAUUCCAUUCUUAACACAGUCUCUAAUCCCAUCUAUUCUGAGUGCCUUUACUAAAUGUUGACCAUUCCAAAAUUAUCUCCAGCCCAGACUUCUACUACAGCACCUAUGCUGCUUUAUGCAAGUAACUAUUUACAUGUCUGUCUCCUGCUACUAGAUUGUGAGCUCCUUAAGGGCAAGGGCCCUGAUUUAUUUGUCCUUUUCCCCCAGCACCUAGAAUAGUGCUUGAUGCAUGAUAGUAGGACUUCAAUAAACAUUUCCCAAAUGUA
Molecule: messenger RNA, 3350 nt
Organism: Microcebus murinus (gray mouse lemur)
Lineage: Eukaryota; Metazoa; Chordata; Mammalia; Primates; Cheirogaleidae
Source: RefSeq, a predicted model, not a curated record